Molecule: messenger RNA, 1548 nt
Organism: Portunus trituberculatus (swimming crab)
Lineage: Eukaryota; Metazoa; Arthropoda; Malacostraca; Decapoda; Portunidae
Product: periaxin-like
Exons: 3
Coding region: 1-1548 (515 amino acids)
Source: RefSeq, a predicted model, not a curated record
AUGGUGACGCUGCCCCGCCUGCCUCACGCCCGCCCCGUGAUGGUGACGCUGCCCCGCCUGCCUCACGCCCGCCCCGUGAUGGUGACGCUGCCCCGCCUGCCUCACGCUCGCCCCGUGAAGGUGACGCUACCCCGCCUGCCUCACGCUCGUCCCGUGAAGGUGACGCUACCCCGCCUGCCUCACGCCCGUCCCGUGAAGGUGACUCUGCCUCGCCUGCCUCACGCCCGCCCCGUGAAGGUGACGCUGCCCCACCUGCCUCACGUCCGUCCCGUGAAGGUGACUCUGCCUCGCCUGCCGCACGCCCGUCCCGUGAAGGUGACACUGCCCCGCCUGCCUCACGCCCGUCCCGUGAAGGAGUCUCUGCCUCGCCUGCCUUGCCUGCCUCACGCCCGCCCCGUGAAGGUGACGCUGCCCCGCCUGCCUCACGCCCGCCCCGUGAAGGUGACGCUGCCCCGCCUGCCUCACGCCCGCCCCGUGAAGGUGACUCUGCCCCGCCUGCCUCAUGCCCUCCCCAUGAAGGUGACUCUGCCCCGCCUGCUCCACGUCUGCCCCGUGAAGGUGACUCUGCCCCGCCUGUCUCACGCCCGCCCCGUGAAGGUGACGCUGCCCCGCCUGCCUCACGCCCGCCCCGUGAAGGUGACGCUUCCCCGCCUGCCUAACGCUCGCCCCGUGAAGGUGACUCUGCCCCGCCUGCCUCAUGCCCUCUCCAUGAAGGUGACUCUGCCCCGCCUGCCUCACGCCCGCCUAGUGAAGGUGACGCUGCCCCGCCUGCCUCACGCCCACCCCGUAAAUGUGACGCUGCCCCGCCUGCCUCACGCCCGCCCCGUGAAGGUGACUCUGCCCCGCCUGCCCCACGUCUGCCCCGUGAAGGUGACUCUGCCCCGCCUGCCUCAUGCCAGCCCCGUGAAGGUGACGCUGCCCCGCCUGCCUCACGCCCGCCUAGUGAAGGUGACGCUGCCCCGCCUGCCUCACGCCCACCCCGUAAAUGUGACGCUGCCCCGCCUGCCUCACGCCCGCCCCAUGAAGGUGACGUUGCCCCGCCUGCCUCACGCCCGCCCCGUGAAGGUGACUCUGCCCCGCCUGCCCCACGUCUGCCCUGUGAAGGUGACUCUGCCCCGCCUGCCUCACGCCCGCCCCGUGAAGGUGACCCUGCCCCGCCUGCCUCACGCUCGCCCCGUGAAGGUGACCCUGCCCCGCCUACCUCACGCCCGCCCCGUGAAGAUGAUCCUGCCCCGCCUCCCCCACGCCCGCCCCGUGACGCUGCCCCGCCUGCCCCACGUCCGCCCCGUGAAGGUGAGCCUGCCCCACCUGCCCCACGUCCGCCCCGUGAAGGUAACUCUGCCCAGCCUGACUAACACCUGCCCCGUGAAGGUGACUCCGCCCCGCCUGCCUCACGCCCGCCCCGUGAAGGUGACUGCCCCGCCUGCCUCAAGCCCGCCCCGUAAAGGUGACAUUGCCCCGCCUGCCUCACGCCCGCCCCGUGAAGGUGACGUUGCCCCGCCUGCCUCACGCCCGUCCCGUGAAGGUGACGCUGCCCCGCCUGCCUAA